Messenger RNA from Salarias fasciatus (jewelled blenny), 2359 nucleotides. Its product is annotated as gamma-aminobutyric acid receptor subunit rho-1-like. The transcript has 10 exons. Gene Ontology annotation, cellular component: membrane. Gene Ontology annotation, biological process: monoatomic ion transmembrane transport. Bases 248 to 1705 code for a protein of 485 amino acids. The record is from RefSeq and is a predicted model, not a curated record. Lineage: Eukaryota; Metazoa; Chordata; Actinopteri; Blenniiformes; Blenniidae. Gene Ontology annotation, molecular function: transmembrane signaling receptor activity; extracellular ligand-gated monoatomic ion channel activity.
UCCGCCGCUGCAGGGAUCAAAUCUGGACCAUCUGACGCUCAAGGAUUUAUGGGUUUAGUCAAAAUUGCUUUUCCCACUGUGGAGAUUAAGCACCGUGGGAUGUUGUGCCGUCAGGCCGCGGAGCAGCCAGUGUAGCUGCCGCCGCCGCCGCCGCCGCCGCUUCCUGCUGCCGUCGGCUCCGGCGCCGGAGACGGGGAUGUGUGAGGGAGACUGACGGCAGAGGCUCGUCCUCUGGGGAAUGUGAAGCAUGCGGGUGGAGGCGCUCCUUCUCCUGCUCUGGGUCUGGCUGCUGGCCGCCGCCGCCGCCGCCGGGAGGAUGGUCCAGCCCAGAGGUCACCAGCUGGAAACCUACAAGCAAACCAGGAUGCGAAGAGACGCCCGGAUGGACGGAGGAGGACACAAGUCUGGGAGCCCGAUUUACAAGCGAAGUCCGGACAUGACCAAAUCUCCCAUGACCAAGUCGGAGCAGCUCCUGAGAAUCGACGACCACGACUUCACCAUGCGGCCGGCGUUCGGAGGGCCGCCGAUUCCUGUCGGGGUGGACGUUCAGGUGGAGAGUCUGGACACCAUCUCUGAGGUGGACAUGGACUUCACCAUGACCCUGUACCUGAGGCACUACUGGAAGGACGAGAGGCUGUCGUUCCAGAGCACCAACAACCAGAGCAUGACCUUCGACAGCCGGCUGGUCAAGAAGAUCUGGGUUCCAGACAUGUUCUUCGUGCACUCCAAGCGCUCCUUCAUCCACGACACCACCACGGACAACGUGAUGCUGAGAGUGUACCCCGACGGGAACGUGCUGUACAGUCUCAGAGUCACCGUCACGGCCAUGUGCAACAUGGACCUGAGCCGCUUCCCUCUGGACACGCAGACCUGCUCGCUGGAGAUCGAGAGCUGUUCUGUUUUCCCUUCAGAUGCAUACACAGACGACGACCUGAUGCUGUACUGGAAGAAGGGAAACGAAUCCCUGAACACUGACGACAGAAUAUCUCUGUCCCAGUUCCUCAUCCAGAAGUUCCACACUACCACCAAGCUGGCUUUCUACAGCAGCACAGGCUGGUACAACCGUCUGUACAUCCACUUCACCCUGCGGCGCCACAUCUUCUUCUUCCUGCUGCAGACCUACUUCCCCGCCACGCUCAUGGUCAUGCUGUCCUGGGUGUCGUUCUGGAUCGACCGCAGGGCCGUUCCCGCCAGGGUGCCCCUCGGCAUCACCACCGUGCUCACCAUGUCCACCAUCAUCACCGGGGUCAACGCCUCCAUGCCGCGGGUCUCCUACAUCAAGGCGGUGGACAUCUACCUGUGGGUCAGCUUCGUCUUUGUCUUCCUGUCGGUGAUCGAGUACGCGGCGGUCAACUACCUGUCCACCGUGCAGGAAAGGAAGGAGAGGAAGCUGAGGGAGAGACUGCCGUGUACGUGUGGCAUCGGAAACCCCGACGAGAUGAUGAUCGACCCCCAGAUCACCGGCUAUGGCUCCAUGGACGUCAACGCCACGGGGAACUACGGCCUGCCGGAGAACGGCGGGCGCCAGGAGCGGAUCCUGGCCCAGGUGGCGCUGAACGACCCUCAGAUCGCCAGGCAGGUGAAGCCGUCCAGAGGCUACGUCAACAUCUGGAUCGAUACGCACGCCAUCGACAAGUACUCCAGGGUGGUGUUCCCGGGAGCCUACAUCCUCUUCAACAUCAUCUACUGGUCCAUCUACUCCUAACCUGGCUGGAGUCGGGCCGUCGCCGCGGGAGACGCCGCCUCCUUGGAACUCACGACGACGGAGGAGCCCCGCCUCCUGACCCGGCCGCCAGCAGCCACUGGCAUGGGACGGCGUUUCUACAACACACACACACACACACACACACACACACACACACACACACACACACACACACACACACACCUGGUGAUUAAACUUCUUCAGUAGUUCCACGUUUUCCGGUAAAUAGCUCCAUUGUUGUCGGCGGUAUAAAAGACGUUUCCAUCCAGCAGGAGCUUGCUGAGGCCACAUGGGUAAAGAUGGCGUCUUUUCCUGGCUGCUGGUGGAAGACGUUUGAUGAAUUCAUCUGUUUUCUGCUUGUUUCUUCCUCUGAACUGUCAGAAGUGAUGAGGGAAGGCGAGAGGACGUCUUUCCUCCCUCUGCAGCAUGAUUCUCUUUCUGUUCCGUCUCCCUGUGAACUGUGUAUGAAUCCGGUCUUUUGCUGUCUGUGAGUCGACGGGGUUUGAUGAGAAAUGGACUGAUCUGACUUAAUGAGCAUCCGGCUGGUGGCUUUUUUAAUGUCUUCAUUUCUUCUUUUUGAUACGGCUGAGGCCCGUCUCCUCCGAUCGCUGUGAGGCUUCCAGCUUCUGGACCUCCUAGAUGUUAAUACCGGUU